UUCAGUGCGUUUCUUCUUAAGCACCAGAGACGCUAGACUCGCUUUAGACGGGGACGGCUGCUCAACCCUCAACCAUGCGUACACCAGGGAUCUUGAUAUUCGGCAUGGUCCUGGCCCCCUGCGGAUGGAUCCUAGACCUGACCAGCACGGUUGCACCCAACUGGCGCACCAUCAACAACCUGGCCGGCCAAUCUGUGGAUCUGGUGGUGGAGCAAGGAAUCUGGGACAUCUGCAAUACCUUCACAACGUCUAGAUCGCAACUGUGCAACCAACGCACCAAUGACCAAACGUACUUCAACAACCAGAUCAUUCCGAUCGCUCAAGGAAUGAUGAUCGCGUCGUUGAUCGUGACCAUCCUUGGCCUAGCGGUGGCGACGCCUGGAGUCAGAUGCUGGAGGGACAGACCUAGAUGGAUCCUGGCUAGUAUCGGCGGGCUCCUCAUCUUCUGCUCCGGAGUCCUGACCAUUAUUCCUAUUGCGUGGUACACUCAUCUUCUCAACAGCCUCAACUCCACCUCGGUCAAGAGAGACCCAUUGAGAGCGGAUGACAUUCGUGUGGGAUACUGCAUCAUUUUGGGCUUCAUCGGAGGCAUCAUGGAGGUCCUCGGCGGAUUGGUGAUGUUCGUCGGGAUCUGCUCCUGCUGCGGUGGACGGAACCGCGGAGAAAAGCCUGCAAUCAACACAGGAAGACCAGCGACCAGAACAGCGACCAGGCUAGCGGACAGACCAACGCCUCUGCCCAGGGUCAACAUACCGAGAAGCUACACCAGUGAAAGCAGUGUACCGUACUCGCAGAAGUCACUGGACGACGACCUGGACUUCCCGAGAGCCAAACCCCGGGACAGGGGGAUCGUCAACACAUCCUACAGCGGAAGACCAUACGAUGCUGAUCUGUAAAAUGACUAUCGCAUACUGUGAAUAUUAGAUUACCACUUGUGAACGCCGUGCUAGCUGUCUACAACUGGAGUGUACACUUGUUACACCAGUACUUUUGAAUGUUUACAACAGAAAGCGAUCGUGCUUUUGCCAGUUGCACUCUCAGGUUAAGUAACAUGAGGACUUUAAUUUUAGACUUGUAAAUAGCCAAAAAUGUAACUUCCAGUCGAAGGUUUGUAAUACGGCUUAAAAUCUACUCAUGCAUCUUAAUCUAGCCUAAUGAUAUUAUCACAUUAAUACUGAAGGAUUUAAGAAAAAUGAAUUGUGCAAUAUUUUUUUCUUUUGCUGCUGGAAAAAGUUUUCUGUUCAGG
Messenger RNA from Rhinichthys klamathensis goyatoka, 1246 nucleotides. It is a transcript of the gene cldn23.1, whose product is annotated as claudin 23.1. Lineage: Eukaryota; Metazoa; Chordata; Actinopteri; Cypriniformes; Leuciscidae. Gene Ontology annotation, molecular function: structural molecule activity. The record is from RefSeq and is a predicted model, not a curated record. The transcript has a single exon. Bases 75 to 896 code for a protein of 273 amino acids. Gene Ontology annotation, biological process: bicellular tight junction assembly; cell adhesion. Gene Ontology annotation, cellular component: bicellular tight junction; plasma membrane.